This is a messenger RNA of Filobasidium floriforme, 1266 nucleotides long. RefSeq lists its product as uncharacterized. Gene Ontology annotation, biological process: mitochondrial translation. The coding region runs from base 60 to 1181 and encodes 373 amino acids. Gene Ontology annotation, molecular function: structural constituent of ribosome. The record is from RefSeq and is a predicted model, not a curated record. Lineage: Eukaryota; Fungi; Basidiomycota; Tremellomycetes; Filobasidiales; Filobasidiaceae. The transcript has 2 exons. Gene Ontology annotation, cellular component: mitochondrial large ribosomal subunit; ribosome.
CCACAUUCAAACAUCCCCAACGACGACUAUAUCUACCACACUCAUCCACUCAUACAACCAUGCCGCCUAUCUCACUCUCAUCACUCCGCCUCGCCCUCCCUCGAACACCCGUAUCGACAGCCCGAACCCUCCCCUUCCAAACCCGAACCCUAGCUUCCAUCGCCGACUAUGAUCACAACCAAGACCAAGAUCCUUCCAAGACCUCCACCCUGCCCAAGGCAGUCAGGGAAAGACGAGCCAAGUUCCCUCAGUCCGGUACCAUCCAAUCGAAAUUUACCCCGGCACAGGAGAUCCGGUUCCAGACUCUGAGGGCUGAAGGGAAGUUGGGAGGAGACUUGGAUGAAGAGGGGGCGAGGAGGGCGUUUUUGGAGGAACAUGAUCUGUGGAGGAGUAGGGUUAGGGGGUAUCGGCAAGUGAAAGAACUCCCUGCGGACAUGGAGAACUUGGACAUCGACGAGGGGAUGGAGAGUCUUUCUUCCCCUUCAGGGGGCAAGAUGACACGGUUCACCACCCCCCACGCUCAACCCCCCGCAGAAACCCUAAUCGGCCAACGGAUCUACCUCCCCAACAUCCAGAUCCGUCUUAUGCGUAACCACACCCCCCCUGGGCAGCCUUACGACCCUUACACAGCUACCUUCCGCCUUCCCCCUUCGAUGACGAAGAAUGAUCUGAGGUCUUACUUGUUGGCGGUUUAUGGGCUGCAUGUGACGUUCAUCAGGACGGACCAGUAUAUCGCUCCCGUAGCUAGGGUAGGGACGGAUUUCCAACAACGCCGGAUCAAAGGGUCUCAGAAGAAUUAUAAACGCGCCGUCGUAGGCCUUCAUGAACCGUUCCACUACCCGGACGAUACCACCGAGCUGGACUCGCUUCUUUCUCAACCCGCUCCUUCCCCUCUUACCCACCCCGAACUCCCUUCCGCGGAGCUGGAAGCGUUAAAAGAGGAAGUGGAAACCAGACGAGUUAAGGCGAAAGAGGGGAAAGAGAGGAGGGAGAAAUGGUUGAACGAGGUUUAUAUGGUCGAAGCGCAAAAGAAGGGACGGAAGAGGAGUUUGAUGAAGAUGGCGAAGGGGUGGAGGUGGAGGGCGCAGACGCAUGAUAAUAAGGGCAACAUCGUCAGGGAGAUCAUGAAGCGACGAGCCGAGCGGGAAGGAGCGAUCGCCGCCGCCGCCCAGGCCGUCUAGAUGGGGCUGUAGAUGGGGACGCAGCACUUUUUAUACAUCAUGAACAGGCUCCUGAGAAAUCGAUCCUUGGGCGGGGGAGUUGGUA